Molecule: messenger RNA, 5780 nt
Organism: Pundamilia nyererei
Lineage: Eukaryota; Metazoa; Chordata; Actinopteri; Cichliformes; Cichlidae
Gene: itga7
Product: integrin, alpha 7
Exons: 26
Coding region: 292-3771 (1159 amino acids)
Biological process (GO): cell-matrix adhesion; cell adhesion mediated by integrin; leukocyte migration
Cellular component (GO): external side of plasma membrane; integrin complex
Molecular function (GO): integrin binding
Source: RefSeq, a predicted model, not a curated record
GCACAGAGGAGGGGGAGGCGCACAUGCAUUGAGGGAAGCACACUUGCACACAUAGUAGUAGCAGCCGCAUUUUCACAGGCUGCUCUUCAGACUGACAGCAGCAAACGGAGUUGAGAGGCAGCGCAAUAGAGCGAGGGAAACAAGGCAGGCAUCCAGAGAGGAGAGCAAAGCAGAGGAGGCUCACGCAGGGUUUCCCCUUACUGCCCUUUGGCUCUCUGGGACCCACAAAAGGAAUCUCCUCUGUGCUCUUCUUGAGCUGAACUUGCUUUGCCAGAAGACCUGCACCCCACUAUGGCAGCCCUGGUGGGACAUGGGAACCCUUGUCCCCUCUCAUCUGAUUCCUCUAAACUGUGGACUACCUUUAUUUUGGGUGUGUUGACCCUUUCGACUCAAGUCUGGGGCUUUAACUUGGAUACUACUCACACACUGCAUAAGUUGGGAGACCCUGGCACCUUCUUUGGCUUCUCUCUUGCGCUUCACCAGCAGCGUAAUCCAGACCCUCAGAGCUGGAUACUGGUGGGAGCUCCAAGGGCGGCAGGGCAGGGUAAGUUGACGGGCAGUCGACCAGGAGCCCUGUUCAGGUGUCCGAUCACACCAGAGGAGUACGACUGUGAGAGGGUUGACAUCGAUGGAGACGUGAGGUGGGACAGAGAGAGCAAGCACAACCAGUGGCUGGGAGUUACAGUCAAGAGUCAGGGCAUUGGAGGGAAGGUUGUGACCUGCGCUCAUCUAUACGAACUGAGGCAACGUGUAAACCAGUCAUCAGAGACUCGGGAUCCCAUUGGCCGUUGCUAUGUCCUGAGUGAGGACCUGACUAAUCGAGAUGACCUGGACGGAGGAGAAUGGAAGUUUUGUGAGGGUCGGCCACAGGGACACGAGCAGUUCGGUUUCUGUCAGCAGGGCCUGUCUGUCAGUUUCACCCCAGACAAAAACUUCAUUCUGUUCGGUGCUCCAGGAACAUACAACUGGAAAGGCGAGAUGCGUGUUCAGCUCCUAAACCAGACUCUGCUUGACCUCGGUAUCUAUGACGACGGACCUUAUGAGGUGGCAGAUGAAAAACAACUUAAUGCCCAGCUCAUCCCUGUGCCCUACCACAGUUACCUGGGGCUCUUGUUCAUGGCUAGCCCCGUUGAAGAUGCACUGCUGUACAAAACUCUGGAACCAUCAAGGCGGCCCACAUCGUUUGAGGAUGUAGCUCAUAAUAGCUACCUAGGGUUUUCUGUUGACUCUGCCAUGGGAAUAAUGAGUCUCGGAGAGCUAACCUUCGUGGCCGGUGCUCCCCGAGCCAAUCACACCGGGGCGGUGGUGCUGCUGAAGAAAGACAAUGUGUACCGGUUGGUGCCACAGCACAUCUUUUGGGGGGAGGAGCUGGCCUCUUCAUUCGGAUAUUCAGUUGCCACCACAGAUCUCAACAGUGAUGGCUGGACGGACCUGAUUGUUGGAGCUCCUAACUUUUUUGACCGUAAAGCAGAGAUUGGUGGAGCUGUUUAUGUGUAUCUAAACCCGUUUGGUCACUGGGAUGAUCAGGCUCGGCCCAUCCGCCUCAACGGGACAUACGACUCCAUGUUUGGGAUGACAGUCAGCAACGUUGGAGAUCUGGACCAGGACGGAUAUGGAGAUAUUGCUGUGGGAGCACCGUUUGAUGGAGAUGGAAAAGUUUUUAUCUAUAGAGGCUCAAAAUCUGGAAUUGAGACAAAACCUGCUCAGGUGCUGGAUGGCCGGGACUUUGAUGUGACACGUUUUGGAUAUUCUAUCUCAGGGGGUUUGGAUAUCGACAACAAUCACUACCCAGAUGUGGCAGUGGGCUCGCUGAACGAUUCAGUGGUUCUCUUCAGAUCUCGUCCUGUCAUCCAUGUGAAGAGAGACAUAACUAUUGAUCCUCCACAAAUAGAUUUGGAGCAGUCCAACUGCAAAGGCAGAGAUGGAGUCUGUGUGGAGGUCAAGGCUUGCUUCACCUUCGUAGCGUACCCAACUCACUACUCUCCACACAUUACCCUCGUAGUGCGCUUUGAAGCAGACACAGAGCGCAGGAAGGCGGGCCUCCCGCAUCGCGUUACCUUCCUGGGCCGCAGUUUACUGGAGCCGGAGUACACACAGACAGAAGAAGUGCAGCUAAAUCGGCAGCGUCACGCUGUGUGCACCAACGCUGUCUUCCAGCUGCAUGAGAACAUCCGUGACAAACUGCGUCCCAUCUCUUUGGUCAUAACCCACACUAUCAAGCCCGUGCCGCCACGCAGACACUCUGCAAAAAGGCUGGAGAAGCUGCCGCCGAUACUCAAUGUCUCCCCUUCCAAUACGCUCCACUCUGAGGUGAACUUUCUGCGAGAAGGAUGCGGCAAUGACAAAAUCUGCCAGAGCAACCUGAAGCUAAGCUACCAGUUUGGUACUCGACCCCUGAACUCUGACCUCUUCAUCCCUCUGCCAAAAGAUGAGGACGAUGUGCAGGUGUUUUCUCUCUCAGAUCAGCGGCUGGUGGUGCUGGACAUCACCGUCACUAACAUGCCCUCUGACCCUCUUUACCCCGAGGAGGAUGGCGAUGAUGCUCAUGCUGCUCAGCUUAUUAUCUCCCUGCCAAACACACUGUCAUACGCCGGCUCCAGGAUCCCAGAGCAGAUGAGAUGUCAAGCAAACCAGAAUGGCUCCCAGGUUGAAUGCGACCUGGGAAACCCCGUCAAACGAAACUCUAAACUGAAAUUUUCCAUCAGUCUGAGCACAGCUAACAUCACUAUUGAGACCACCGAGCUGACAGCUGAGCUCUCACUGAAAACCAUCAGCGAACAGCCUGACUUGGUCCCUGUGACAGCUUACGCUAAAGUUGUGAUAGAGCUCCCUCUGUCUGUCAGUGGGCGCGUCAAUCCCGACAAGCUGUUCUUCAGCGGUGCAGUGAGGGGUGAGAGUGCUAUGAGCAGUCUGGACGACAUCGGCAGUGCUGUGGAUUUUGAGUUUGUGGUUGCUAAUCCUGGUCAAGCUCUCCAGACACUUGGCUCUGCCUUCCUCAACAUUAUGUGGCCCUAUGAGCUGGCCAAUGAGAAAUGGCUCCUGUAUCCUGCCAGCUUGAUGUUUCAAGGCCACCCGGAAACACAGUGCAGCCCUACAUCAGCUCUGAAUCCUCUGAAGCUACAGGGCUCCUCGCCUGCAGAGCCGGGCAGUCACGGGCAGGUUGGGCGAAAACGCCGCUCCCACCCUGAGGAGGAAGGUCAGAUCAUGACUAAAGGCAGCGUGGGACAGACCACGCCUGCUGUGGCAGCUUCAGACAGACGCAAGUCGCUCAAACUGGAUUGCCUGCUGGGGUCAGCGCGCUGUGUGCUGUUCCAGUGUCCUCUCCACAGCUUCUCCGGUCAGGCUGUGCUUAAAAUCCACGCCAGACUGUGGAACAGCAGUUUCAUAGAGGACUUCCCAGCAGUCAGUGCUCUGGAGCUGCUGGUCAGAGCCAACAUCACUGUGAAGUCCAGCAUCAAACAUCUGGUCCUUAAGGAUGCUGCUGCACUGGUUUCAGUGAUGAUUUAUCCCGAGCACGGUGUUACUGACCAGUACUGGAUCCCCUGGUGGAUCAUCCUCAUUGCCAUCCUGGCAGGUGUCCUGCUGCUGGCACUGCUGGUCCUCAUGCUAUGGAAGUGUGGCUUCUUCCGACGGGCGCACUACAAGGACAAACUGCCUCAGUACCACGCGGUCAAGAUUCCUCGCGAGGACCGGCCUCAGUUUCAGACUGAGAAGUCAGGAGGCGUCCAAAAAAAGGAAUGGGCCACACACUGGAGCGACGGGACCUCGUAACCUGCUUUGAUGCCCUGACUUUAAAAAAAAGAAAAAAAAAAGUGCAACACUCAUUAUGUCUUUGCUGUUGAAUUAACUGACUAAAAAAGUGCACAGAGACUGGGAUCACGAAACGUUGUGCACACCUCACUUCAUCAUUGCUUACAUACUGAUGCGUUUUCUCAAUACUGUAGCCUACUGAAGGCCUUACAUAGCUUAUUUAGUCUAAAUCAAUAUCAUAGUAUUGUACUGAAGGCCUACGACAACAUUAAAACCAGUCGAGCUGCUGAGUACGUUCCCCAGCCCUCACUGCUGCUUCACUGUCUGACAUCAGAAAGAAGGACUGAAAAUCAAAGACAUGCAUAAGCACCACAUGCAGAUCCUAACAGACACACACAGAUAUACUGGACAUUAUAGUAAAGAAGCCAGUGCCCAUGACAAAGACUACUUUUUGCCUUAAAUACUGUAAGACUGAAGAUUCAUAUGGGCAAUGAAAAGAAAAUGCAUUUUUCUAUAUAUAAAGGACUUUUUUUAGUACUGGUUAAAGCACUGGGUGGGUGGAUGUUCGUGUUUCGAUGAAUGUGUUGUCUUCUGGGCUCGACGAUUACUCUGGGUUGGCUCAAGAAGCCAUUUAAAAAGUUCAUUGAUAGCUUUUGUAGGGCUUUGUUCAAUUGCCUGAGUAACUUGAAUAAGAACAAGAAACCACAAUACAACCUAUAACAUGCCGUAGCCACGACCAGAGCACUGUUGUCGCAUGUGUCAGAUUAAAGAAAAAAAGCAAUAUUUAAGGUAUCGUGUGCUCUUCAUCUGUUUAUGAAAAUUUCUGGUAGUUUUUUUAUGGAUGUCUUAUGAUGAAUAACAGUGUAAAAAAAUCGAAUAUGUAUGAAAACUUACUGUAGCCUCAAUUUAAAACCUAAACUGCUACGAAUGAGUGAAUUAGUUACAAUGUGACGUCUGAGUGAUGCCGCCAUAUUUUUCUCAUGAGUUGUAAUGUAAAGAUGUUUCACCAGGUAACAUCUUUUUUUUUUCUUUUGUUGGACUGCAUUAACCUGCUUGUCACGCUGUUCUUGUUAAUGUACGCCACUCGUACCAGUAUGACAGUCCUUUCACUUCAUUACUGACACUUCUAAUUGCGUACAAGUGCCUUAUUGUAAAGGUGGCAGAUGGUGUGCCACUGGUUACAAGCGCAAGGCUACUGCAAAUUAGAUCAUACUCCCCUGAAACAUCUGUUGGACACCGGUGGACAAGUAAACAUCCCUCCUGCACUGAAGCAACAUGAAGACAGGGAAAAACCUUUGUUGUUAUUUUUUACAUGAACAAUGCAGAACCAGACAAACUCUCUUUGGAUCUAAUCUGGGUUGAUGAAGUGGAUGUAAAGCAUGAAGGGUCAGCUUGAUUUUUUUAGGUAUUGCUGGACAAUCUUAUACUAGCUGCAUGUCCUUUUUCUGAUGUUCCCAAAUUUUCUGUUGGUCAUUGUUCGGUGUUUUAUUUAUUGAUUUCGUUGGAUUGGCUGCACUGUUUAAAGGUUGUAAAUAAAAAAAAUAAAAUAAAUUGAGGUAAACCUGACAGACCGCUUAAUUUGAUCAUUAUGCAGAGAUUUUACACCCAGUGAUGUACAGACAAAAACCAAGGAUGUGUAAAAGCUGCAAUUCACUUAUAUAACACCAGGUGGCGGUAACACUCUGAGAAAUAAAACAUUAUUUCUGUAGUUAUUUUAAAUAAGAGGGAAAAACGAAAACACAACGCAUGUAAAUUUUGUAAAAGCUAUAAUAUGACUACUUGUCUGGAAUAGAUUUUGUUUUUCAUGGAAAUGUUGCCCAUAAUGUUCUUGAGUAUUUGUGCUUGUUAACAUAAAGAUGAACAGGACAGUAAGUAAGGGGUGCAGAUGAGAUGGGUUUGUCUUUAAUGUUUGAUUGUAACUCUUCUCGAAGAAGAAAUAAAGCAUCUUGUUUUGUUUAUGUGACAUAAAUAUUCAUGGUCUGUGGUCGGCUUGCACACUGGCUGAUAAAUUAAAAAAGUCAAAAACGGAA